Molecule: messenger RNA, 2401 nt
Organism: Eruca vesicaria subsp. sativa (arugula)
Lineage: Eukaryota; Viridiplantae; Streptophyta; Magnoliopsida; Brassicales; Brassicaceae
Source: the annotation of a GenBank genome assembly
GAAGGGCAAUGGCGGCUUCUUCUUCACUUGUCGUUUCGUCGUCACAAACCCAAAAAUUUCACACACAGGCGGAGCAAUUCUGAGAUCGCCGUCAGAUUUUGUUUCGAAUAGAGCAGAGAAAUAAACCGAGAAAUGAUGGAUUGUACACGUGUGAAUUGGGAAGCGCUAGAUGCUCUGAUAAUCGAUUUCGUAAGCUCUGAGAACCUCGUGGUAGAAGAAGAAGCAGACGCGAAUUCAUCUCCGUCUCCAUCUUCUUCUUCCUCUCCUCCUUGUAUCUCAUCUUCCUCUUACCACGCGAGAUUGAUCAUUCGCCGGAUCCGAAACUCGAUUGAAUCCGGUGAAAUUCAGAAGGCUAUCGAUAUCCUUCGCUCUCACGCUCCCUUCGUCCUCGAUGAUCACAGGAUUCUCUUUCGCCUUCAGAAACAGAAAUUUAUUGAGCUGCUGAGGAAAGGAAGAGAUGAGGACCGUGCUGCUGCGAUUCAUUGCUUGAGGACUUGUGUUGCUCCCUCUGCUCUUGAUGCCUAUCCGGAAGCUUAUGAGGAGUUCAAGCAUCUCCUUCUUGCACUCAUUUAUGAUAAAGAUGAUCAAACCUCUCCAGUUGCAAACGAGUGGGCAGAGAAAAGAAGGUAUGAAAUGGCUGGAGUCAUGUCAUCUAUCUUGAGAGCUUCUUUACAAGCAUAUGAUCCAUUAUUUUCAAUGACGUUACGAUAUCUUAUCAGCAUACAUAAAGGGUUUUGCUUUCACCAAGGGAUUUCCUCCGCAGUUUCUGAUCUCACUCAUAGGUUGCUCCUUGAGGAACGUGAUCCCCCUGCUACUCCUCUGGAAAGCAUGUACGAAGCCCCACCCUUUGAUGAGGUGGACAUUCAGGCUCUUGCUCAUGCGGUUGAGCUCACUAGACAAGGUGCCGUUGAUAGCAUGAAAUUUGCCAAAGGUGACCUCUUCCAGGCUUUCCAGAAUGAAUUGUGUAGGAUGCAGUUAGAUGUUUCUGUUCUUGAUGAACUUGUUAAGGAGUACUGCAUAUAUAGGGGUAUUGUGGAAUCAGAGAUGCAAAUGAUCACGGGUCCUGUCAAACGCAACCAAUUUGAGGUGGCCCAUAGGUUAUCAAGACAUUGUUCUGCUGAAAUAGAUCUUAACACAAGCCAACAUUCAGAUGUUGAGGACAACAGCAUGCUUGAUGGCUCACACGUAAAUGACGAAGAAAUGUCUAGCAAAGAAGGAGGUGAAGUUGGUUAUGGCAGUGAACCAACCAACGUUUCGGAAGAUUGCAGCAAUAGCUGGUCAAACAAAGGUGAAAAUACAAGAGCUCUGGUUAGAAUAAGAUCCCAUAUGAACUGUGAGAGCAAUAAACGCAAAAGAUGGCGAGGGAGAGUUGAUGAAACGGAUCGUCUUCCUGAUCCUUCAUUUUCGAAGUCUGAGACAGGCAUAGAGGACAAGUAUGAGAUAGCCUUGGCGCUGAAGGAAUUGGUUAGCAGAGGAAUGGUAGCAGAAGCUGUCUGUGAAAUCAGCGCCAUGGAUUCAGACUUUUUCACACAGAAUCCGAGUUUACAUUUCCAUCUUAAGCAGGUUGAAUUUUUAAAGCUGGUGAGUGCUGGUGAUCACAACGGAGCCCUAAAGGUCGCGUGCUCUCACUUAGGUCCCUUAGCAGCCAAAGACCAGUCUUUACUGAAGACAAUGAAGGAAACUUUGUUAGUUUUACUCCAACCCGACAACGAAAACACAACUGGGAAAGAUCUACCUUUGAAUGAUCUGGCUAAUACGCUACAGGUUUCUGUCGGUAAUAGGCUGGGGAUUGAAGAACCGCAGCUUAUGAAAAUAAUUAGAGCGACGCUUCACUCGCAUACAGAGUGGUUCAAGCUUCAGAUGUGUAAAGACCGGUUCAGUAACCUCCUGAAGAUAGAUUCUUUGAAAGAUGUGAACACUGAUUUGAUCGGUGCUAUCAGAUCAAGAUCAAACAAAGAGAACAACACAAAUUUGUCAUCUCAACUCACGACGACGUCUUCUAGCACCAUGACCUCAGACGAUGGUGGUAGCAGCAGCUUGAUGAUGACCACUCAGACUUCGUCAAGAGAGGCCUUGUGGGAAGAAAGUGCAAUACUUAAAGUAAUGGAAUUUCUGGCGUUGUCAAGGUCUGAUGCAAUUCAGCUACUAUCGCAAUACAACGGAAACGCUGAGGCUGUGAUUCAGCAACUCUUUGGCUAAAUCGAAUCAGAGUAAACCGAACAGAGCGAAAGUUCGUUUAAUUUAUCUAUUUAAAUUCGAAUGAGAUUAUUUGUUUAUUCAUUCUGCAUUUGGUGUAUAUGUACAUUACUUUACCCACCAGGUUUACACUUGUGAAAGAAGAGAAACAAUAUUAGUUUUUAAACAAUAAAAGUAGUUGUAACAAGAAUUCAGAAUUUGUGCC